ACAGAAAUACACAAUCAACAGGAGAACAACCACGCAAGCCAUGGACCUCGCUACGGGGGCCAUGGGCAACCUCCUCCUCAAGCUUGGAAAGCUCCUCAAGGAGGAGUAUGAGCUGCAGACCGGCAUCAAAGAAGACGUCCAACAUCUCGAAAGAGAGCUGAGAACCAUGCAUGCCUCCCUCCGCAAGGUCGGGGAUGUGCCGCGGGACCAACUCGAUGAGAUGGUCAAGCUUUGGGUCGACGAUGUGAGGGACCUAUCAUUCAAAAUGAAGGACAUCGUUGACAGAUUCCUGGUAAGCGUUGAGGGCUCUGAGCCCACUGUCAAGCCACACAAGCUCAAGCGGCUCAUGAAGAAGAUGGGUGACUUGUUCACGAAGGGCAAGACUCAACAUGAAAUUGCUGAUAAGAUCAAAGGCAUCAAGGUACGCGUACAGGACGCAGCUGACCGGCGUGAUAGGUACAAGGUCAAUGACAUGGUGGUUAAUCCAAUUGACACAACUAUGGUUGACCCUCGCCUGUUGGCUUUGUACAAGGAUCAGAAAGAGCUUAUAGGCAUCGAUGGGGUAGUUAACGAGCUAACCAAGAUUCUGACUGAUGAGGAUGGGGAGGUCUUCAUGCAACUCAAGAUAAUCUCUAUAUUUGGAUUCGGGGGCCUUGGCAAGACAACUCUCGCCAAAGCAGUGUAUGAUAAGCUCCAAGCGCAAUUCACUUGCAGCACUUUUGUUCCGGUAGGACGGAAUCCUAGCGCGAAGAAACUCCUCAAUGACAUUCUGUUUGGAAUUACCAAUCAAAUAUACCCAGGGUUGGAUGAAAGGCAGUUGAUCGACAAACUCAGAGGAUUACUUGAGAAGAAUAGGUACUUCAUUGUUAUUGAUGAUAUAUGGGAUACCAAAAUAUGGGAUAUACUCAGUUGCGCUUUGAUGCAUAAUAAUUGUGCCAGCAGGAUAAUCACAACUACUCGCAUCCUUGAGGUCGCCACAAAUACCGGUGAAGUAUACAAGCUAGAACCACUUUCUCAUGAUUUAUCUAAGGAGUUAUUUAAUACAAGAUUAUUUGGUGGUAAGAAUAAAUGCCGUUAUGAUCCACCGGAAGAGGUGUACAAUAAAAUUUUACAUAAAUGUGGUGGCGUACCGUUGGCUAUAACUACAAUAGCCAGCCUACUUGUUGGUAAACCAGUGGAGCUUUGGUCCAAGGUAUACAACUCAAUUGGUUUUGGAUAUGAAGAUAACAAAGAUGUUGACAACACGAGAAAAAUACUUUUAUUUAGCUACUAUGAUCUACCUUGUCAUUUGCGGACUUGUUUAUUAUAUUUGAGCAUAUAUCCGGAAGAUCGUAUGAUUGAAAAAGAUAGUUUGAUAUGGAAGUGGGUUGCCGAGGAUUUUGUUCAUGAGGAACCAGGGGUAGGGUUGUACGACAUUGGCGAGAGAUACUUCAAUGAACUGAUAGAUAAAAGUAUGACACAACCAUAUGAGUUUCCUGCAAAUAAGGGCAUCAUAAGCGGUUGUCGUGUCCAUGAUAUGGUGCUCGAUAUGAUCUGUCUAUUAGCGAAGGAAGAAAAUUUUGUCACUGUAUUGGACAGUAAUGAACAGCACACAUAUUCAGUACAGAGCACUGUUCGUAGGUUAGCAGUUGGAGACAAAACUCGUCUGGUUAACACUUGUAUGGCACAAGUAAGGUCAUUAAAUGACUUCAAUAGUGAUGUUAUGCUGCCACCAUUUUCAUGCUUUGAAGUUUUGCGUGUCCUAGCUCUAGAAGGUGGUGUUUUUUCUAAAAACAACACUAGCUGUCUUGAGAAUCUUGGAAAUUUAGUACAUUUGAGGUAUCUUGGAAUAGGGAAAAUGGUGGAUAUCCAUAGGCUCCCGAAGGAAAUAGGGGGGCUCAGAUUCUUACAAACACUGGAUUUGGGAUGUGAUAGACUAAGAGAACUGCCGCAGAGUGUUGGCCUACUAAUUCAACUCAAGUGCCUACGCGCUUAUGGUAGGCACAUGAUAAUGCCAGACUGGAUCGGGAGGCUUACAUCUCUACAAGAGCUGUGGGUAAGCCAGGUCCACGAGUCUUCAAACUUUAUGAAUGAGCUUGGCAAGCUAACAGAGCUGAGGAAGCUCCGCACAACUGGAACAUUAUGGUUGUUCCAUGCAAGCUCGAUGAAAGCUUGGAUGGAGUCUUUAGUCAAACUGCAGCAAAUCCAAACCAUAGACAUCUGUUUGGUUGUGUCAGUUGGAUAUGAUGACUCCACUUGCUGCUGGGAAGGCUACGUCCCUCCUCGACAAUUCUGUCUUCAGUACCUGUGGUACAACUACAAACAACCUGGUUUGGGUGCUCCAAUUGAUUUGGUGCUUUUAAUCACCUCCCAUUUAUCCGUGUUGGUGGAGAAUGAGAUCUUUGCAAGGUUUCCAGAGCUUAUUACUGUUCGUUUGAAUAUGCCGAGAGGUCACCAACGUGACAUCAUGGGAGAUGAAGGUGCAUCCCCCAAGUUGAGGGUUUUCAAGAGUACAACACCCGGUCAUUUUCCAGAGGGAAUGUUUUCAAGUAUGCCUAGCCCUGAAUCUAUCGAUUUUCACAUCGAAGUGUGUGCUUCCGGUGAUGGCAAGGUUGAUACUUUUGAUUUUGGUACCUUGGGGAAUCUUCCUUUGCUUCAGAAUACACCAAUCAUUACGUGGAUACAUCCAAGUCCAUAGUUGAGACAAGAUAUCUUGGGGUAAGUUGAUCUCCGCCUCCACAAGCAGUGCAUGUUUAUAUCUGUCACAGGCUAAUAAUCCUGCAGUAUAUCUCUUAUUUCCAGAUUUUGAAUUUGAUUGUGUUAACUAUGCUAGUUGUGUAUCUCCACCUGCAUAAAGGUAUGUAUGCACACUCCCUUUAUAUCUUCCUGUUACAAACUGGGUGUCUUCACCCUCUUUUUUCUACAUUAAAAGCUAACAAUCUGCAUGCGUACUAGAUCUGUCUUCCCAUCAUAUAUAAAUGAGAUCUCUAUACACACAUAUGCAUUUCUUUUCACUCAUUUUAUAUAACCAUGCAUACAUACAUUCUGUGACAGUUAUUUUGUAUAUGCAGGUUGGCAUUGUUAGCAAAUCGCACAGAGAAGAAGAAGAAGAAAAAAAGAAAAAGAUAUUGAGAGCCUUUCACAAAUGUUACCAGCUGGAAGAUCACAUAGCUAGGUAGGAGUUUAGUGUCCUAAAAAACAAAAAGUCUAUUUGUGUGCUUGUAGGAGUUUAGAGUCUUGUUGCCUAAUUUAACUAUAAAGAAAAAAACUUAAUCUCCUAAAAAAAAUUUGGGCUCCAUAUUGGGUACUGCGAUUGUUUGAUCCCGACCUAUGUCACUUAAUUAUUUACUUAAAACCCCCAAAAAAUGUCCUUUUUCCCAAAAACACAUAUGUGGAGUAUUUUGUGGCAAAGGAAAAAUAAAAUCACAAAAAGUGGAUGUUGCCUCAUGCCCUCAUGGCAUCAUGUAGUACGUUGCUUGCUUUCGUUGUGUAGUCAGUGAAAAAACAAAACAAAAAGGUAUUGGGAUAUUUGUACCAUUUACUUUUUCUGUGGGUUGUGUUUGUUUUGGGGUUUGG
Molecule: messenger RNA, 3555 nt
Organism: Aegilops tauschii subsp. strangulata
Lineage: Eukaryota; Viridiplantae; Streptophyta; Magnoliopsida; Poales; Poaceae
Product: disease resistance protein RGA5
Biological process (GO): defense response to other organism
Molecular function (GO): ADP binding
Source: RefSeq, a predicted model, not a curated record